Molecule: messenger RNA, 2052 nt
Organism: Contarinia nasturtii (swede midge)
Lineage: Eukaryota; Metazoa; Arthropoda; Insecta; Diptera; Cecidomyiidae
Product: periodic tryptophan protein 2 homolog
Exons: 3
Coding region: 187-2037 (616 amino acids)
Biological process (GO): maturation of SSU-rRNA from tricistronic rRNA transcript (SSU-rRNA, 5.8S rRNA, LSU-rRNA); ribosomal small subunit assembly
Cellular component (GO): Pwp2p-containing subcomplex of 90S preribosome; small-subunit processome
Molecular function (GO): protein binding
Source: RefSeq, a predicted model, not a curated record
GUGCAAUUCAUUCUAGCUGUAUUCGUUAUUGUUGUUUCGAACAUAUGAGUGGCGCUAUUGUCGGUAAAUGGGAAAAUAGCUAUCACGUGCGAACAUAACUGUCAAAUUGGGAGGUUAGGUGUCAUUGUUUUGAUUUUGCAUGUGGUAGCCGACAUUAAAGGAAAAUCCGAGAAAAACGAAGACAAAAUGAAAUUUUCGUAUAAGUUUUCAAAUUUACUGGGAACGAUUUAUCGCAAAGGAAAUGUGAUAUUCUCAAAUGAUGGCAAUUCUAUCAUAAGUCCAGUGGGAAAUCGAAUUACAGUGUACGAUUUAAAAAACAACAAAUCGAAAACUCUCUCAUUGGAUAGCCGUUAUAAUUAUACUGCCAUUGCAAUUUCGCCAAAUGGAUGUUUAAUGAUAGCUCUUAAUGAAAAAGGAGAGGCACAAAUGAUCAGUAUGAUAUCACAAACCGUAAUUUAUACGCAUAAAUUUUCAGAAACAGUAAACUGUAUACGUUUUAGUCCGGAUGGUAAAUAUUUUGCCAUUUCUCGAUCACAUAUUGUAUCUGUUUAUAUUGUGCCUGGUGAAAUAUCGGGUGAUUAUGGAAAUUUUAAAGCAUAUCGACAUUUCCAUGGAGCCAAUGAUGAUGUUACAUGGAUAGACUGGUCUAGUGAUUCAAAAUUGUUGGCGAUUGGUGCACGUGAUAAUACAACAAAAUUGUGUGCUAUUGACUUUUUGCAAAAUUUCCGACCAUACCAAUUAGCAGGUCAUACAGAUGCAAUUGUUGGAUGUUUCUUUGAAGAAAAUAGUUUAGAUAUUAGCACAAUCAGCCGAAAUGGUCAGUUAUGCAUUUGGGAAUGUAAUUUACAAUUGGAAAAUUUAAAACCAUUCAAUAUCAAAGAAGAAAUGGCAGACGAUGAAACGACAGAAGAUGAAAUUGAUACAAAAAAAUCAUUGGAAGAACAAAAUGAUGAUGGUUCAAAUAUCGAACAAGAAGACCAAUUAAAUGAAGAUGAUCGUAUAGCGAUAACUGGUCGUGAUGAUCAAGGAAAAAUUGUUACUGAUGAAUCAGUAAAACCACAUCCAUUUAGUUAUACGCGACUGGCUCGACACUAUCUUCUUGAUGAUGUUCGCAAAACCGAUUCAAAUGCACAACUAACAGCCGCCAAUUAUCACCAGAAAACGAAAUUGCUAAUAACAGCUUAUUCGAACGGUUGUUUUUUUCUACACGAAAUGCCCGAUGUGAAUUUGAUUCACUCGCUAAGUAUUACCGAAUUUGCAAUUGAAACAGUCGUAUUUAACGUGACUGGUGAUUGGAUUGCAUUAGGUUCAUCAAAUCUCGGUCAAUUGCUAGUUUGGGAAUGGCAAAGUGAACAGUAUAUUAUGAAACAACAAGGUCAUUCAAGUGAAAUGAAUUGUGUUGCCUAUUCACCCGAUGGCCAAUAUCUUGUUACUGGUGGUGAAGAUGCCAAAGUAAAAGUGUGGAAUGUUAAUAAUGGAUUUUGUUUUGUCACAUUCAGUGAACAUUCGAGCGCAAUCACUGCUCUAGAAUUUAGCAAUAAUAAAAAGUUUUUAGUGAGUGCUUCACUCGAUGGUACAGUGCGCGCCUAUGAUUUAGUAAGAUAUCGUAAUUUUCGGACAUUUACAUCACCAAGACCAGUUCAAUUUUCGAGUUUAGCACUUGAUGCAUCCGGUGAAUUGGUUGUGGCUGGCGGAAGAGAUAUUUUCGAAAUCUAUUUGUGGUCAAUGAAAUUAGGUCGAUUAUUGGAAGUAUUGAGCGGACAUGAAGGACCUGUCGUUUCACUUACAUUCGCUCCGGUUGCAACAUCAUCAAUGUUGGUGUCUGGAUCAUGGGAUCAUACCAUUCGCAUUUGGAACUGUCUUGAAUCAUCCGGUGAUCACGAAACCAUUGAAAUUCAAUCGAAUGUUACUGCUGUUGCAUUUAAACCGGAUGGAGAAGAAGUUGCCGUUGCCGCGCUUAGUGGUAAUAUUAAUAUUUUUUAUUAUUGUACAAGUAUAAUUUUCCUAUUGGGUGUAUCGAUUAAUUUUUACCGCUGACUGUUAGAUUUCGCC